Messenger RNA from Melampsora larici-populina 98AG31, 696 nucleotides. RefSeq lists its product as uncharacterized. The transcript is spliced from 3 exons. NCBI's taxonomy places the organism in Eukaryota, Fungi, Basidiomycota, Pucciniomycetes, Pucciniales, Melampsoraceae. The record is from RefSeq and is a predicted model, not a curated record. The coding region runs from base 1 to 696 and encodes 231 amino acids.
AUGCACAAUGCCAUAGAUUCCAGUAUGAGAUCUUACGUCUAUCAUAUAACAUCGGCACCACAAGCAACAGUCGCCACACUGGCGACCUCCAGUCAGCUGGCAGGAAAUGCGGAGCCUCAACAACUAGAGGAGGAAGGUCAGAAUCAGGACGGACAUGGAGACAUGGAUGGAUCCCCAAUGGAGGAAGACGAAUUGGACAACCUACUGGAAGAUGCCGCGAGAAUCUUACAAGGUUCCUUAAUCGCAUCAGACGAAGACGACCAGAAUUCUUGGAGGCCGCCAAAAUCCAAAGGGAAAGGCAAAGAAGUCGAUGUGACAAGCGCGACAGAUUCCCGAGAAUCAUCACCAGCUCAGAAAUUUGGAUCAGUUAAUAACGGAAACUGGAACGAUCGAGUCGAAGACCUAUUUGCGAGAGGCCAUUACGCCAAAGCAGCCGCCAUCAUCGACUAUUUCGAAAAACACGGCAGCAGAAACCGAGAUACCCCAAACGGUGAGACUCCCGUGGCAAGUGGAAGUGGCCUCGCAAGAUCGAGACCUUAUAGCCUGAUCAAGGACGAAGUAUCCUGCAACUCAGAGAGCCUGGGAAGUGUCCCGUUAGCGAAGCGGAACAGAGUCGAAAUUCUAUCCCCUAGAGACUCUCAUCGACAUCAAGGAAAUCAGGUGACUUACUCCGCGAGACCAACUGCGAACGUUUGA